AUGGAUAUUCGGAAAUUAAAAGAGGGAACUCUUAAACGAUACAAAUCUGGAUUCCUUGGCAGCAAAUGGAAGGAAUGUUUCGUGGUUCUAUUCAGCGAUUCAACGUUUAGUAUUUACUCCAAGCAAGUAAGUUCUCGGUAUAAUUAAUGUAAUCUUUUUCAGGGUGAUUCCAAGCCUGAUGCCAAAUUCCUCCUGAAAGAUGUAGCUCCCUACAUUUGUGUGGGUCUGAUGACGGACAGAAUGCCCACAAAACGACCUGAUUUACCUGAUGGAUGCUCGGUCCAUCAUCUUGUGGGCAUUGGAAUGGAUCCUCGAGCAGAAAAGGUCCAUUGGAUUCUAUUCGCUUCGGAUUCUGAUUUAGAGUAAGUAUUAAAGCCAUGUUUUAUUCGUUUUCGUUAUUACGCAUCGUCAUCUCUUGAGCCUAUUUCAGAUCCUGGUUUGCGGAGAUAGUGAAGACCUUACCAAAGCCCGCAAACCCCCCUCCAGCACCGGGCCAACCCGGCCAGCCGCCUUCGCAGCAGCCUUCCGCUCCACAGCCGCCAGCUUCAGGUGGAUUCGGUAAGCCAUAAUAUUUAAAUAAAAUGCUAAGGACAUUUAAAAAAAUUUUCUUAGCCUCGGUAUUAUAGAAAUUUUAACCGUUUUCUAUUUUCAGUUCCUCCAGCACAGUAUCCGUCCAACCCCUACCCCUCCCAACCACAACCGCCGCCUUAUCAAGCAGGCGGGGGAUAUAAUCCAGGACCUCAAGGUGGAGGAUACAACCCCGGACCCCAAGGAUACGGAGGUGGAAGUCAUCAGACGACCGUCAUUGUGGAUAGAGGAGGAUCAUCUUAUGGUGGAGGUGGAUCCGGCCUCGGAUCUGGCCUUGGAUUUGGUUCUGGAAUGUUGAUGGGAUCGCUCCUUGGCUAUGGCGUUGGCAGUUUCUUCACUCCACAUUAUUCUAGUGGAUUCGGAGGAUUCGGCGGAUAUGGGGGUGGAUUUGGCGGAGGAUAUCCGGGAGUUGGUGGUGGGUAUCCGAGUAUACAGGACAAUGACACCUACGUUACCAACAACUACUACAACACCAAUGACAACGACUCUCAGAGUACUCAGCCGCAGAAUAACGAACCACGUGAGGAAGGGGAGCAGGAAGGGGAACAUCAGUCCGAGGGACAGGAGGACCCACCCGAGGACUAUCAACAAGAUAAUAACGAUGAUUUAGAUAACGACUACAAUGACGACGGUGGCUACGACGAUGGAGGAUACGAUGCGGGCGGGUUCGAUGAUGGCGGUGGUUUCGACGGCGGCGACUGGUAG
This is a messenger RNA of Bursaphelenchus xylophilus (pine wood nematode), 1293 nucleotides long. The record is from the annotation of a GenBank genome assembly. Lineage: Eukaryota; Metazoa; Nematoda; Chromadorea; Rhabditida; Aphelenchoididae.